Molecule: messenger RNA, 3395 nt
Organism: Scomber scombrus (Atlantic mackerel)
Lineage: Eukaryota; Metazoa; Chordata; Actinopteri; Scombriformes; Scombridae
Product: monocarboxylate transporter 1-like
Exons: 5
Coding region: 243-1682 (479 amino acids)
Biological process (GO): transmembrane transport; monocarboxylic acid transport
Cellular component (GO): membrane
Molecular function (GO): monocarboxylic acid transmembrane transporter activity
Source: RefSeq, a predicted model, not a curated record
GCCGGAGCAACGUGUAGUAGCAGCCAGUGUGAAGAGCACAGCGAGCAGUCUGGGAGAGAGAGACAAACACACAGAGAAAGAGAGAGAGAGAGAGAACCGAGCCUCCUCUGGAGACCGGACAACGAGCAACACACGGUCCUGUUUUUAAUCCCCUCAAAUCCUCUGAGGGCCCACCUGUCCUCCAGAUCAUUCGGCUCCUUCAUCCUCCUCCUCCUCCUCCUCCUCCUCCUUCGUGAGCAGACAUGCCUGCAGCAAUCGGCGGGCCUGUGGGGUACACCCCUCCUGAGGGUGGCUGGGGCUGGGCGGUGGUGAUGGGCGCCUUCAUCUCCAUCGGCUUCUCCUACGCCUUCCCCAAGUCCAUCACCGUCUUCUUCAAAGAUAUCGAGGUCAUUUUCGACGCCACGCCGAGUCAGGUGUCCUUCAUCUCUUCCAUCAUGCUGGCUGUCAUGUACGGAGGAGGUCCAAUCAGCAGCAUCCUCGUUAACAAAUAUGGCAGCAGACCAAUCAUGAUGCUCGGUGGCUGUCUGGCGGGGACGGGGCUGAUCUGUGCCUCAUUUUGCAACACUGUACAGCAGCUUUACUUCUUCAUAGGAGUAGUGGGAGGUUUUGGACUGGCGUUCAACUUGAAUCCCGCCCUCACUAUGAUCGGUAAAUACUUCUACAAUCGCCGGCCCAUCGCCAACGGCAUCGCUAUGGCCGGCAGCCCGGUCUUCCUGUCGACUUUGGCUCCCUUUAACUCGUGGCUGUACGAUGAGUUUGGAUGGAGGGGCAGCUUCCUCAUUCUGGGAGGACUCCUGUUCAACUGCUGCGUGGCCGGCUCCCUCAUGAGACCCAUCGGACCCAAACCUCUGCCGCCAACACCCGCAGAGGAUAAAGCAGCGGAGCCUAAGAAGACAGUCCUGCAGACCAUCAACUCGUUCAUCGACCUGACGCUGUUCAAACACCGCGGCUUCCUGCUCUACCUCAUGGGCAACAUCGUCAUGUUCUUCGGCCUCUUCUCGCCGCUCGUAUUCCUCUCUAAUUACGCCAAGAGUAAAGAUAUUAGCAAGGAGAAAGCCGCCUUCCUGCUGUCGGUGUUGGCAUUCGUCGACAUGUUUGCCCGUCCCUCCAUGGGUCUUCUGGCCAACACCAAGUGGGUCCGACCCAGAGUGCAGUACUUCUUCGCCGCGGCCGUCCUCUACAACGGCGUGUGUCACGUGCUGGCGCCGUUGUCACAGGACUACACCGGGUUUGUGAUCUACGCCAUCUUCUUCGGUUUCGCGUUCGGCUGGCUGAGCGCCGUGCUGUUCGAGACUCUCAUGGACCUGGUGGGGACGCAGAGGUUCUCCUCGGCCGUGGGUCUGGUCACUAUAGUGGAGUGUGCGCCGGUGCUGCUGGGCCCCCCGCUGACAGGUAGUUUCUUCACCUACUACGGAAGCUACGACUACACGUACAUCACCUGCGGCAUCAUCCUCAUUAUCGCCAGCGUCUUCCUCUUCGUGGGAAUGGGCAUCAACUACAGACUGCUGGCGCGGGAGAAAAAAGAGGAGGAGAGACGAGAGCGGGCGGAGCCCAAGGAGGAGCAGGCGGCCAUGCUGGCGCCUAACUCGCCCGCAAAAUCAAUCGAGGACGGCGAGGAUAACGGAGCGCCGGCCGUCGUCACACUCGACGACGUCGCCAGGAUGGACGAGGACUCCGUGUAGAAAAAUUCAAAACGACGAGACUCGAGAAUUUGACGCGCACACACCCGCAUCACCCGCUUCACAGAAACACACACACGACUUUGUAGAGAGAGGAAUAAUAACUUUAUACCCUUCAACACAAACCCUUGAAGCCAUAGAGACAAAAAAAACAACUUCUUCUACUUCUAUCUUUUAAAAAAACACAAACAAACUGAGACCGGCGCUGCUGUGGAGCUCGUCACGCAGCGUUUUCACCGCUUUCAGACCUCCGUUUUUUCUUUUUUUUUCUUUUUGGUAUUUGACGUGCCUUUGGUAAACUCAAGUCCUCCCGGUGUAAGAGAAUAAUCUGAGUAAACCUGAAAUGAGGACUCUGCUCUCAGGGUCUUGAGCUGCCGUGAAAGGUUCUCACACACACACACACACACACACACACAAACACACACACACACACACACACACACACACUGAGUACAUUUUAUUACAGCAUCUACUUUUAAAGAUACUGUAUGUUUUUUCUCCCUUCACACACUGCAAACACACACACACACACUGAUAUUGCUUCACUCCUCAAGGGCUGGACAUACAUUUAAAGGGAUGUUCGUAUUAGCGUUGGUGUCGUGUAUCUCUCAUCUGUGGCGUGUUCACAUGUUUAGUUUUAAAAGUGUGACGUCAACAAAAAAACUUCCAGGUUUUAAAACUAUUUUUAAUUAGAGGAAGAAAAAUCUGGAAGGUCACUAUCACACAGGAGGAAGAAGACGUGUUGAUGUCGGCAGCAGUAGUAUUUUUAAAGUUUAGUCAAAAAUGUAGAGUUAAAAUUGUUUAAAGGGGUCAUCCAUCGUCAUCAUCUUCGUCGUUGUCGUCGUCAUGAUGCACAUUUCCAGGUCUGUAUUUAUAUUCUGGGGCUCUACUGGAAUAUUUUUGCAUGAUUUACACUUCAAAAAACUCCUUAUUUAUCUUAUACUUGGCUCUUUAUGCAGCCACUCAGUUCAGCCUCUGUCUGAAAAAGGCUGUUUUAUAGCUCCUGUCUCUUUAAGAGCCCGCUCUCCUCUGCUCUGAUUGGUUCACUUCCGCGCUAAGAAACCAUGAAAUGAAAGAUAGCAGCGGGAUUUCACAACUUUAUCUUGUUCUUUACUCCUAAUGUCAACUUCUCAAGUAUGUUUGUAACAUUUUCGAGCCCGAAUCCGAUCCGAAAUACGAGCGUGGAGAACGUAAACGACACAUUUAACAACCGUAGCGACUUUAAGGCUACAGAACAGGCGACCGUCAGAUUGUCGUCAACGUAGAGGAAAAAAAGCGUUCAGAGCAGGAUGAAGCCCUGUCGUUUGUCUUUCAGGGAGCUUUUUUAAAUGAUAUACGUUAACCUCAAGUUUUGACUAUGUUUAACAUAGAUAUCUAACAUCUAACAGUAUAUAAAUAACACAUAAGCACAGUAUGACCCCUUUAAAAAGAUAUAGGAACUUUUAAAACUGAAAACUAAUGUAGGAAUCUUUUCUUUUAUUCUUUUUUUUGGCAGGUUGGGUGAUUUUUGAAUGUUACAAUCUGUUAAUUUGUGUGCUUGUACAUAAAUGAUGUGUGUGUGUGUGUGUGUGUGUGUGUGUGUGUGUGUGUGUGUGUGUGUGUGUGUGUGUGUGUGUGUCAUGUUGUAUCAUACACCCUCCGACCAGAGCAGCUCAAUGAGACACAUUCGAACAAAAACCCCCCCACACGCUCACACAGUUUUUCUCUCCGCCGCCG